AAACCUCUGCCCUCCUCUCUCCCUCCUCCUCCCACCCCACAGCAGCAGCAACAGCUAGCAGUUGCACAAUCGCAGCUUAGCUUGGUUAGUGUCGCCGGGGAGUAGAGGAGAGGAGAGGAGAGGAGCAGUGAGACGGUGAGGUAGGGGAGGUCAUGGAGAAGUCGAGCAAGAUGAUGGCGGUGGCGGCGGUGCUGGUCCUCGCGGUGGCGGCCGGCGCGGCGGAGGCGAGGAACAUCAAGACCGCGGAGGAGAGCAAGGACACGGUGGUGCAGCCGACGACGUUCCCGCCCUUCGACCGCUUCGGCAGCGCCGUGCCGGCGUUCGGCGGCAUGCCCGGCGGCAGCAGCAUCCCCGGGUUCAGCCUCCCCGGAUCCACCCCCGGCUUCGGCGGCAUCGGCAGCAUGCCCAUCUUCGGCGGCCUCGGCGGCUCCCCUGGCCUCGGCGGCGGCAUGCCGGGAUCCCCCGCCGCCGCCUCCACCGCCUCCGUCGACAAGCAGGCCAAGAAGCCGUGAGCGCGCGCCGCCGCUCGCCGCCGCUGGUGCAUGGCUCGGCCACGUCGUGCUCUAUGUAGCGCGCGCGUUACAUCUGCAGUUAGCUUGCACCGUCUACUAUAGCUAGUGUCUAUCUCUUUCUUUCUUUUCAGUAUUUUUUUUCACCUGCACUGGAGGAUUCUAUGAUCUGUUUGUUGGUUGGCUGUGUUCGUUUUGUAAUCUGUUCUAAUUAGGUCCAUCUCUGCUAUUGUGUUUAAGUUCAUGAUGAUCAUGUAGUAGUACCACCACUGUUCUCGAGGCAUGAAUAAUGCUAAAAUGUGAUGAUAUUGUGUUGUUGUAUGGGUCAUGGCUUGAUUA
This is a messenger RNA of Oryza brachyantha (malo sina), 848 nucleotides long. RefSeq names its product MFS18 protein-like. The record is from RefSeq and is a predicted model, not a curated record. NCBI's taxonomy places the organism in Eukaryota, Viridiplantae, Streptophyta, Magnoliopsida, Poales, Poaceae. The transcript has a single exon. Bases 153 to 512 code for a protein of 119 amino acids.